AUGUCCCCACCGUCCAGAAUCAACACCGACCAGACCGGCGACUGGCGUGCUGCACGGCGGCUGAUUCCCUAUCUCUGGCAAUACCGCGGCCGCAUUGCUAUCGGCCUGGUCUGCCUUAUUUUGGGUCGGGUUGCCAAUGUAACGGUGCCGAUUGCACUCAAGGGAAUUGUUGACGCACUUGAUAGCAGUAAUACCGCGGCCAUUCUGGUGUUGCCGUUAGCGCUGCUGGUCGGCUACGGACUGCUGCGAUUUGCUGCGAUUCUCUUCAACGAGCUGCGCAACAUGGUGUUUAUUAAGGCCAGCGUACAGAUUAUCCAGCGUGUUUCGACCGAAAUCUUCGAGCAUCUGCAUUUGUUGUCACUAUCGUUUCAUCUUGACAGGAAAACCGGGGCGCUGUCCAGGGAUGUAGAACGCGGCACCUCAUCGAUAACCUAUUUCCUGCGUAUUAUUGUUUUUAGCAUCAUUCCUGUGGUGUUUGAAAUCGCUGCCGUACUCUUUAUUUUGUGGCGGCAGUUCGAUCUUUGGUUUGUCGCGGUGACCCUGUCUAUUAUUGUCGUGUAUGUCGCGUUUACUUUCCUGGUCACGCGAUGGCGCACCCGCUUCCGAGUCGAAAUGAAUGCUGCCGAAUCCGCGGCGCAUACGCGUUCUUUGGACUCGCUGCUGAACUAUGAAACGGUCAAGGUCUUCGGCAACGAAACUCUCGAGCGCGAGCGCUAUACCGAUUCGUUGGAAGGUUGGGUAUCGUCUUCGAUUAAAAGCAAUUUCUCUCUGUCAUUCCUCAAUGCCGGUCAGGGUCUGAUCAUCGCCAUCGGCAUGACCGUUUUGAUGAUCAUGGCGGCGAGCGGUGUGGUUUCCGGUGAGCUGACGCUGGGUGAUUUUGCCAUGGUCAACGCGUUUCUCAUUCAGUUGUAUAUUCCACUGAGUUUUCUCGGUUCUAUUUACCGCGACCUCAAUCAUUCGCUGAUAGACAUGCAAAAGAUGUUUGACCUGAUUGACGUCGAACCUGAGGUGACAGAAGACACUGAUGCAAAGGACCUCGCACUUUCCCAGGGCGAAGUUGAGUUUGAUCGUGUCGGUUUUUGUUACACCGAUGAUCAGCCGAUUCUGCAGGAUGUCAGCUUUACCAUCCCCGGCGGUAAAAUGGUGGCGGUAGUCGGCCCGUCCGGUGCGGGUAAGUCGACACUGUCGCGGUUGCUGCUGCGCUUCUACGAUCCUGAUAGUGGCGCAGUCAGGAUCGACGGCCAGGAUGUCAGCAAACUGACCCUGACGAGUUUACGCGAAGUGAUGGGUGUGGUGCCUCAGGACACGGUCUUGUUUAAUGACACAAUCGGCUACAACAUUGGCUACGGAAAUCCUGAUGCGAGCCAGAAAGAUAUCGAGGAAGCAGCAGGCCUCGCGCAGAUAGACGGUUUUAUCCAGCAGCACCCUCAGGGAUAUGACAUUCUGGUGGGAGAACGCGGGCUAAAGCUCUCGGGUGGUGAGAAGCAGCGCGUCGCUAUCGCACGCACGGCAUUGAAGCGCGCCCGUAUCCUGAUCUUCGACGAAGCGACUUCUUCUCUGGACAGUCGUUCUGAAAAAGCGAUCCAGCGCGCCCUCGACAGAGUGUCCAAGGGCUGCACAGCUCUUGUCAUUGCCCACCGUCUAUCAACAGUUGUGAAUGCCGACCAGAUCAUCGUGCUUGAUCGAGGCUGUAUCGCUGAACAGGGAGCCCAUAGUGAAUUAUUGGCGAAAGACGGGCUGUAUCGACAGAUGUGGGAACUGCAAAGACAGAAUGACUCGGUACCCGUUGAAGUGUCUCUUUAA
Molecule: messenger RNA, 1803 nt
Organism: Nerophis lumbriciformis (worm pipefish)
Lineage: Eukaryota; Metazoa; Chordata; Actinopteri; Syngnathiformes; Syngnathidae
Source: RefSeq, a predicted model, not a curated record